This is a messenger RNA of Myxocyprinus asiaticus (Chinese sucker), 2912 nucleotides long. Its product is annotated as GTPase IMAP family member 8-like. The record is from RefSeq and is a predicted model, not a curated record. The transcript is spliced from 6 exons. Lineage: Eukaryota; Metazoa; Chordata; Actinopteri; Cypriniformes; Catostomidae. Gene Ontology annotation, molecular function: GTP binding. Bases 311 to 2521 code for a protein of 736 amino acids.
AAAUUCCCCAGAUCUCAAUCCGACUGAGCAUCUGUGUGAUGUGCUGGACCAACAAGUUCAAUCCACGGCGGCUCCACCUCACAACUCACAGGAUUUGAAUGAUCUGCUGCUAAUGUCUUGGUGCUAGAUACCACAACACACCUUCAGAGGUAAUGUAGAGUCAAUGUUGGGAAGUUGUGUGGAAUGUGUGUCAUCUGUCAAGUCCAACCAGUUAAUGCGUACAGUAAGUUUUGGUAUAACACACAUAUUUCCAGUAAUAAAACGAGUGCUGUUUCUGACAGUAUAAAGUGUUCAUGAUAUCUCUGUGAAGAUGGACAACUUGAGUGAAUCAUCCAGACAACCAGAGGAAGAUCAGAAACGUUCAGAAGGACUCCUCCUCCUCAGGAGCAGCAAACGUGAACCUCCAAACAUGUCUGUGAAAAGAAUCGUGUUACUGGGAUCACACAGAGAUGUCAAAGCCUCCUGUGGGAAUAUAAUCCUGGGGCGUAAGGUGUUCUCAGAGACACCGGCCUCACUGCAGUUGUUUGAGAGUCAUGAAGGUUUGAUGUUGAAGAGAAAUCUGAUGGUCAUCAACACUCCUGACCUGCUCAAUUCUGCUCUCUCUCCUAAAGAGCAAGAUAUGAGGACAUUUUUCCACUUGGCUUGUCCUGGACCUCAUGCCCUUCUGUUAGUCCUUAAGCCUGGCACACUUUCCAAGCAGGAGAGAGAUGCCCUCAAAAUCAUUAACAGUAUUUUUGGUGCAGGAGCGUCCGAGUAUGUGAUUAUCGUCUUCAUACAUAAUGAUCAGACAGAGUAUGUGAGCAUUAAAGACUCUGAAGCAGUGGAGUCUCUGCUACAGACCUGCAAACGACCCCACCAUGAUCUGAAAAGGAAAGGAGACCAAUCACAGGUGCAGAAACUUCUGGAGAACAUCGAGAAGAUGCUGGAGGACAAUGGAGGACAUCACCUGAGUUUUCCUGAAGAAUCAAGUCCUGCUGGGGGAAAAGACUCAGUUGACCAGAAAACAAACAAGCUGUUUCAGGGUGCAGGUUCCAGUUUUCGUAGACGGGCGUGUAGCAUGAAUCCACAACAAAACCCUGCUAUAUCAAGGUUUCGGAAAAAAACAGAAAAACCCAGACCGCUUGUGCGAUCAAGUUCCAUAGCAAGCACUAAUAAGGGCUUGGAGUGUGUGAGGAUCGUGUUGAUUGGAAAAACUGGAGUGGGAAAGAGCGCAACAGGAAACACCAUCCUGGGACGUGACGUGUUUGAGUCUCGGGCCAGAAUGACUUCUGUGACAAGGAAAUGCCAAAGAGAGAGUGGAGUGGUCUGUAGACGACCAGUGACUGUGGUGGACACACCAGGACUCUUCGACACAAACCUCACCAAUGAUGAAAUCCAGCAGGAGAUCAUGAGAUGUGUUGAGCUCUCUGCUUCUGGACCGCAUGUGUUUCUGCUGGUGAUUGCUGUCGGCCCAUUCACACAAGAAGAGAGAAAAACUCUUGAACUCAUCAAGAUGACCUUCGGACAGAAAGCUCAGACAUACACUAUAGUGGCAUUCACACGAGGAGACAACCUAGGAGAUGAAGGUAUCAAGGACUAUAUUCAGGAAGGUGAUUCACAUGUCCAGAAACUGAUCCAUGACUGUGGAGGAAGAUAUCACGUGUUUAACAAUAAAGAGAAGAACACUGCUCAGGUCGUAAGUCUAUUAAAGAAGAUUGAUUUGAUGAUGUGGAAUAAUGAUGCCUCUUUCUAUGAUGACGAAAUGUUCCGGGAGGCAGAGAGAGCUAUCAGACUAGCUCAGCUAAACAAGGAGAGAGAGGAGGACUUCAGACAAGAGAUUGAGGCCCUUAAGGCCAAAUAUGAGUGUGAAAUUAAAGAAUAUAAAGAAAAACUAGAGGAGGAAAAAGCAAAACUGAAAAUUAGAGAUCUUCUACUCACGGAGACAGAAAACACACUGUUGAAAAAACAUCAAAUAACGGAGGGCGGAGCCACAGCAGAUACUGAACAAACACAAGCACAAAAUAAAUCCCAGGAGAACCCUUUUUCAGGAAAACCAGGUCUAGGUAGAAAGAGAAUAGAAACAGUACAAGGAGCAACAGAAAAAGAAGCUCAUCUAGAAAAUAAGAAGCACAUUAAAAAAUGGGGUCUUGGAAAAUGGAGAAAAAGUAAACAGUGGGGAAAAAAUGAGAUGAUUAAAGAAAGCAACGAAGAAGAAAUAGUCACAGAUCAACAGAUCAGCAAAGACACAGACACUCUCAACCAAGAAAAAACCCUGAUGAAACCAGGAGACCAGACUGACCCAAAGAAAGAUGAAGAAAAUAUACAUUUGCCAAGAAAAACUGAAGAUGAAAGGAACACAAAGAAAGAAAAACUUUUGCUUCAGCAGAUUGAUGAAUGCAGGCAGAAGCUGGAAGAGGCCAUGAGAAAUUACAGAGAGAUCUCAGAGAUGAAUGUGGCAGAACUCAAGAAAAUUCAAGAAAGAAAUGCUGAAAAUAUUGGCCGCUGGGAGAAGAAACAUGGGAUGUCCUGUGUGCUUCAAUAACAGUCACACCUGUCCUAGAUUAAUCAUUCAGUUUUAAUUGAUACAUUAAAGAGAUGAGUGGGAAUAUCUGGGAAUAUCUUUAGACUGGUUUGUUUCCUACUUGUUGAAUAGGAGAUUUCUAGUGUCUGUUGGAGAUGAGAUGUCCUCCUCUUCAAAAAAUAAAUUGUGGUGUUCAGCAAGGAUCCCUGUUAGGGCCAGUUUUGUUUUCACUAUACAUGUUACCUUUUGGUUCUGUGAUUCGAAAAUACAUUUUCAUUGCUAUGCAGAUGACCUACAGUUAUAUUUGUCGUUGUAUCCCAAUGAUCUGUCUAGUUUAAAUGUUCUUCAAGAGUGUAUAGCAGAUAUAAAAAAUUGGAUGCCAUGUAAUUUUCUCCAGUUACAUUUUUAUAAA